Fusarium sp. VM40 is the source of this 1581-nucleotide messenger RNA. The record is from the annotation of a GenBank genome assembly. NCBI's taxonomy places the organism in Eukaryota, Fungi, Ascomycota, Sordariomycetes, Hypocreales, Nectriaceae.
AUGGGUGUCCUCCAGGAACUCGCGAGCCACCCGCUUGCGCAACAAUACCAAGAACUUCCUCUGGGCCAGCAGGUUGGACUUGGACUGGGAGCCUUCGUCGCUCUCUCUAUCAUCCUCAAUGUUCUCAGCCAGCUUCUCUUUAAGAACCCCAAUGAACCUCCCAUGGUCUUCCACUGGCUCCCCUUCAUUGGAAGCACUGUUACAUACGGAAUGGACCCUCCCAAGUUCUUCAAGGAGAACCGUGCCAAGCACGGCGAUGUCUUCACAUUUGUCCUCCUCGGAAAGAAAACCACUGUCGCCGUUGGCCCCUCUGGAAACGACUUCAUUCUCAACGGAAAGCUCAAGGAUGUCUCUGCCGAGGAGAUUUACACUGUUCUCACCACUCCCGUCUUUGGCAAGGAUGUUGUCUAUGACUGCCCCAACGCCAAGCUCAUGGAGCAGAAGAAGUUCAUGAAGAUUGCCCUUACCACCGAAGCCUUCCGAUCCUACGUCCCCAUCAUCGCCGGCGAGGUCCGUGAUUACUUCAAGAAGAGCGCCGAUUUCAAGGGCAAGUCCGGUAUUGUCGAUAUUCCCAAGAAGAUGGCAGAGAUCACUAUCUUCACUGCCUCUCACGCCCUCCAGGGCAGCGUCAUCCGCAACAAGUUCGACGUGUCUCUGGCCGCUCUCUACCACGAUCUUGAUAUGGGUUUCACCCCCAUCAACUUUAUGCUUCACUGGGCUCCUCUCCCCUGGAACCGAAAGCGUGACCACGCUCAGCGCACCGUUGCCAAGAUCUACAUGGACACCAUCAAGGAGCGCCGUGCCAAGGAUAACGACGACAGCGAGCACGAUAUGAUGAAGCAUCUCAUGAACUCCACCUACAAGAACGGCACCCCUGUCCCUGACCACGAGAUCGCCCACAUGAUGAUUGCCCUGCUCAUGGCUGGUCAACACUCUUCUUCUUCCACCAGCUCUUGGAUCAUGCUCCGUCUCGCUCAGUACCCUCAGAUCAUGGAGGAACUCUACCAGGAGCAGAUCAGAGAGCUCGGUGCCGAUCUCCCUCCCCUGACCUACGAUAAUCUCGCCAAGCUGUCCCUUAACCAGGCCAUCGUCAAGGAGACUCUCCGCCUCCACGCCCCUAUCCACUCCAUCAUGCGCGCCGUCAAGUCUCCCAUGCAAGUCCCCGGAACCAAGUAUGUCGUCCCGACUUCGCACACUGUUAUGGCCGCCCCUGGUGUCAGCGCUACUGAUGCUGCUUACUUCCCCAACCCCGAUGAGUGGGACCCUCACCGAUGGGAGGUCGACUCUCCCAACUUCCCUCGAAUGGCUGCCCGUGGCGAGGAUGAGGAGAAGAUCGACUAUGGCUACGGUCUCGUCAGCAAGGGUUCUGCCUCUCCUUACCUGCCUUUCGGUGCCGGUCGUCACCGAUGUAUUGGUGAGCACUUUGCCAACGCGCAGUUGCAGACCAUUGUUGCCGAGGUUGUACGUGAGUUCAAGUUCCGCAACGUCGAUGGCGGUAACACCUUGAUUGGUACCGACUACGCUUCGCUCUUUUCCCGACCUCUGGAGCCUGCCAACAUCUACUGGGAGAGACGCCAGUAG